GUGACCCAUCAGAUAACCGGCCAAGUAAUGGUGCUAAAAAUGAAUACGCGUCAUUCGAACAGGCGCAACAUGCUCAAAGAGAUCCAGUUGAUGAACCGUCUCUCGCACCCCAAUAUCUUGCGACUGAUGGGAGUUUGUGUUCACGAAGGUCAACUCCAUGCCCUCACCGAGUACAUCGCCGUCGGGUCUCUCUAUCAGGUCAUCCAGGAUAUAACUUUCGACUUGGAGCAGAUGACUAGGGUAUCCAUUGCCAAGGAUAUAGCCGCCGGAAUGGAGUACCUCCAUCAGAAAGGGGUGAUCCACAGGGACUUGACAAGCAAGAAUGUCCUAAUCAAAGCCCUUGAUUCAGGUAAACUGCAGGCUUUGGUGGGAGACUUUGGUUUGUCAACGAACAUCCCCGAUCCAAAGGAGAAAACUAAAUUACCCAUCGUCGGUUCUCCUUACUGGAUGUCUCCUGAAGGUCUCAAUGGCAAAUAUUAUGAUGAGAGCAGCGAUGUCUUCAGUUAUGGGAUCGUACUCUGCGAAUUGAUAGCUCGCGUCGACGCUGAUCCCGACUAUUUGCCCAGAACAGACAAUUUCGGCCUGGACUAUCUGGCCUUUUCUGAGCUGUGCGGUUCCAACAUUGUACCUGAAUUCUUGACGCUUGCCUUUAGGUGUUGUGCUAUUGAGCCUAAAAGUCGUCCAACAUUUACUGAAAAUGUGAGGAUGUUAAGUGAUAUUCUGACUGAUAUGAAAAUGCCAGCUGAAAAGGAGGCAAGAAUAGCUAGUUGCGUUGCAAAAAGUGAAGAACAGUUGCCGUUGAUUUCUGUCCAAGCAUGUGCUCCACAACACCGCAAAAUUGUUCACCGGCGGUCUCUGUCAGAAGACACUUCAAUGUUAUCACUUUCAAUGUAUCCUACACCAAGUGACAAAGCACGUCGACAUGCAUUGUUGAUGUGCCGGCAAGAUCCAUACUACAAACCACGUACCACCAAUCCCUUCACUGCUCUUGUACAAUUUCAGGGCGUCAAAAAGUUCCUUGGUAAUUUUUCUUCGUGUUGUGAAAUUCCAUCACCUUUAAUAAAGCCUACCGAAUCACCCAAAUCUCUGCCUGGUUCACCGACAGCUACUCGCAAGGCGACAACAAUUAGAUCACCUCUUUUUGUACAUCCCUUGUAUAAAGGCGGAUCCAGUUCGAACUUGUCGGAGUUUACUACAGAAUCGGCUAUUACUGGCCUCAGAAGGAGAGGAUCUUGUGAAUCUGGAUUUUACUCCAGUGUAGGUGAGUGUUUAUCCCCAAAUAGCCUCUGGGGUGAUAGUGGCACUGCAGUGAGUUCCUUGAGGUCUCUAGACGAGCUUGAACAGCAUGCUGAGUUACACGCCUUAUGUAAACGUGCUUCCUCGAUAUACACCGAUAGUAGUGAAGAUAUAUCAAGUCUUGCCGGAUCUGACUGGCCAAAUGAUUUGCAGCCUAAUAUUUCGACUAUAGUAGACUAUUUUGAAAAGAAAGGAGCAACUUUGAGACAUCCAGGAGGAGUGAGGGGAGGAUUGCAACUGAGCUCACGAAUAGCAGCUUUGAGAAGAUCGUUAGAGAAGCAUAAUUCGGGGGCUUCUAGUUCGAAUUCACACUUGACCCCGCAGAGGCAUAAAUGUUCUAGGUUGGUUGUAUGUGAAGGUGCUGUUAGGUCCAAAUUACCGCUCUUUGAUAAGAAGUAGAUUGGUUUUCCUUUCGAUAAGAUGUUUCAGGAAAUGUAACCAGAAUUUUACUUGUUUUAAGAUGAGUAUAGAGCCUUCAUCUGGGUAAAAUUUUAUAUUUACGUAGAACCCCACACUUUAUCUUAUAUCCGGUUGAGUUGGCUGAAUUUCUAUAGAUGUGUUUUUGAGUACACAGUUAAUGAUUUUGAAAAAUAAUGUUAAA
This is a messenger RNA of Leptinotarsa decemlineata (Colorado potato beetle), 1897 nucleotides long. It is a transcript of the gene cdi, whose product is annotated as serine/threonine kinase. Gene Ontology annotation, cellular component: cytoplasm; nucleus. NCBI's taxonomy places the organism in Eukaryota, Metazoa, Arthropoda, Insecta, Coleoptera, Chrysomelidae. Gene Ontology annotation, molecular function: protein serine/threonine kinase activity; ATP binding. The record is from RefSeq and is a predicted model, not a curated record. Gene Ontology annotation, biological process: protein phosphorylation; actin cytoskeleton organization.